UCUGGUGCUGUACGUCCCAUUGGUUGCUUGAAUCAUGUGAUAUAGCUACUGCUGCAGAGCAUCUUUGUCGGCCAUUGUUACUUCACCAAGGGGUCACAACAAUUCUAUAGUUGAUUUUAUUUAAUUAUUAGAAUAUUUUUAGCAGGAUUAUGAGUAAUUUAGUGAAAGAAACUUUUGGAGUACGCUCAACCAGACCAGAAUUAGCAUGUCCAUCAUCUUCAGUUUUGCAACAGUUGGAAGACAGAGAAUGGAAAGUCAGCUUAAAGAAGAAUCUAGAAAUUGCCUCAAGAGCUGUGUAUCUAGAAGGAAAAUGUUCUGAAUCUUUGGCCGCUGCUGACUUCACUUCACCAGAAACACCGUUUUUAUUUCAGUUAGAGAAAACCAUGUUAGAUCUGUCAUCACCCUCCCUUACUGAUGGAGAGUUUUACUGCUCCUUCUUUAAGCUUGAUGAUGUUUACUACUGUAGAUUUUUUGAAAGUGGAGUUCUUCAGGGAUAUUUCUUAUCUGAGGGAAUGUCUCAGCUUAAGAAUUAUUUUGAGGAACAUCGUUUGGAUAUGACAAAACUGGUUUGGUUGCAAGUUUCCACUCAAGAUGAUAUAAAGCAGUACCACAGAAGAUACACCCUUAAGUUAGAAAGAAAAAGAAGUCAUCAUUCUUUAAGUAAUCCUGGUUCAGAUACUGGAAGACGAUACGUCAACCUUCUUGAAAGAAAUAAAACCAGUAUUCUUAAUUCCCACAGAAAGUUGAUGGCAAAGGCGCAAACCUCAACAGAAUCCUGCCAGUUACUAGGAACAGUGGUAAAUGUUAUCAAACAUGACUCGCACAAAGAAAACAAUACUCAAAAAGCCAGAUUUCUCGAAGCCUCAGGAGUCUUUCAUCCUAUUCUCCAUAUAUGGGAAAAUACCAUACAUAACUACCGUUCUAAAGGAGUCCCUGUUGAGAAUCCAGAAUUUAAAUUUAUUUUUGAUCCACCAUCCAGCUCAAAAUACACAUUAUAUGACCAGUGCAAAAUUAUUUCCUGCCUACCAAAUGACCACUAUUGGAAUGAGGGAACCCAUGCUCAUGUUGGCUAUGGUAGAAUGUUAUCUAUCCGCGAUUCCACUGAGAAAUAUAAGCCUGCUUCUCUUCGUAAUCUAAUACUUUACCAUCACAGAGAAUCCAACUACUCUGCUAUUUUUAGAUUAGUUGACAAAUUUCGUAACCCAGAGUCUUCCCCAGCAAAUUCACGCCAGAACAUCAAUGACGACAACAUCAACAUUGGGGAAAAUAUGCAAAAUUCUACUCAGAGACAAGUAAGACCUAAACGCAAAGCUUUAAAUGAAGAGGAUAUUUUAAGAAACCUUCGAACUGUUAAUCCUCUCUUUACAACACACAACAGGGCUUCAGACAAUUCCUUGUAUGAAAAGUAUAAAACAGCACAAACUGAAACUGGAGGUUUAUUUUGGCGUGUUCACGAAUCAGAUAUCGAUGUCCUCUGUUUGAAUGACGUCAACAUGACCACUGGAUGUUUAAUGGAGUCAUCUUUUGUUCACAUGACAAGGAGAAAUGUUGGGAAUGUCAACGUAUACCAUUGCACAUGUACACUCUUUGCAACUUUAUUACAGCUCGCAACAUUAGAUGAACAGCCUGACACAGAAAUAGAUUCUAUUAACAUCAAAUGCUGCCAUAUAAGGUAUUUCAAAGAAAUUAUUGAACCUGAUUAUCCCAUCUACUUCAGCACAGAAGUUUUUACAUCACCAACAAAAUCUCAGAAAAGUAUAAUGUUAUCUUUGGCUGCUUUACAAAAGCCUGUAAUUUUACUUCUGUCUUCUCUUCGAACAAAAAAAUUUUCAGUUGUACCAAACAGUAGUCAAGAUUGUAAGUUUGUGAAUGUUUCCAGAAACCGUGUAUCAUGCCAGUCCGGUGAAUGUAGUGCCAUUUACAGUUUUUCUACUCGUAAAGUCAUAUACUUGUGCGAAACAAGUAAUGUUUGUCCUCAUCUGCAGGCAAUGAAAGACCACAAAAAUUUAUGGAUGAAUGGUAAUGAUAUUGAAGAAGACAUUGAAGAUGAAGAUGAGGAAGCAUUUAUUGAUAAUGAGGAAGAUGAGAAUGAUUUGGAGGAUACUUUUCAACCAGAAACUACUCAAACAAAGAGGACAAAUUUUUUUAAUCCGGCAACAGGACUUUGGGAUUUCCCAAGUUUGAGUGAGCACAGACCCAAGGAGGAAGAUGAUCCAGCCUUACAACGAGCAAUUAUAAAAAGAUUAGCUGUAUUUGAUGGUGCAGAAGGAGUUGUUCGAGACACUAAAGGGUAUUUGACCGGAAACAAUCCACUUGUACUCUUUCCUCCUGUAUUAGAAGACGGAUGUCUUUGUGGGGCCGGCUACUCUGAUGAUGACCAUCCAAAUGGGGUAUUGACCGAGGUGAAGUACAGGACAGUGGUGUUUUUGACAAACGGACCAGCUAGAUUUGAAGUAUUUGGUAGGAAUUGCUUGGCAGCAAAUGCAGAGUGCCAAGUUCAAUAUGGUGGAUCUUCAGACAGCCUCCAUUUUCUUUCAAAGGAAACUGCUGCAGGAGAUGAGAUUGGCUGGGAUUUUGUAGAUCAUGCAUUGAACACUCAUGUCACUUUCAGUGCAUAUUGCAAAAUCAUGAGCAAAAAAUACAGGAGAAAUUUUCUUAAUUCAGCUAAAUUUAUGUCCCCUCAAACAUUCAUUGCUUGGUGGUUUUCAUGGAGUAGUAAAUUCAAGACUGAUUUCAGAAAUCCUUGUUCUAUCUGCAAAUACAACCCAAAAUUCUUAGCAUGUGAUGGCACUAAAAUUGGUAUUAGCUUUAAAAAUGCAGAUACAGAUCCAAUAGAAAAACCAACUUCAACAGAAAAAAUUGACCCAUGUCACAGAAGAAAUGAUCGUUGUUUCUUGAAUUUCAAUAGCGAAGAACAACCGGAUGCUAUAAUAAGAAAAUGCAGAGAUCACCUUGCAUACACAUCAAAAAAAGCACUUGGACAAUUAAAUCAGACAUUAGAAUUUGAAGAAGAACUCAUUAGAAAUACACUCCUUAUUGAAACAGUUUCUGGUCAGUGUUCAAACAUCAUGCGCAAAUUUGUAUGUAAUGAGUAUCCUGAGUCUGUACAGAAGAAAUUAGCAGUUAUAUUCAAGUUUUUGUCAACAAAUCAUUCUUUGUCAUCAUUGAUUCCUUUUCGCUACACAGAUCUUUUGGAUUCUAUUUUGUUGGAAUUGAGAACAUCUACACAAAACCACAGAAUAAAUUUGAUAUCUGAUUUUUCUCCAGAAAUUCGUGAUACUUUAUAUGCUGCUUUACCUUAUGAACAGUCAUUUUCUGAUGUUAUUUCUUUAUUUCAGUAUCUUGUCCUAAGAAUCCAACGUAUAAGAGAAAAGAAUAAAGAUCCAGCUCCUGCUGUCCGUCAGCCGUCUACGUACAAUCCUGAAAGAUAUGGUGCAGCUUACUACUUUACACCCAGUGGAGAGAAGCUUAGAGACAUUCCAAUUUAUACCAUGAAUGAAAAUGCACAUUCAAAGAAUUAUGAUGACCCACCUACUAGGUCUGAUGAGCAGUGUAAUAAGAUAUACCCCGAGGUCUCCAGACGUGGUACUACAUACUUAUUUCUUUGGUUUGACCCUAAGCACUAUGGUCAUUGUUAUGGUUUUCAUAUCAUUCCAGGAUCUGAAGGGAGGAAAGACCCUUUCUCUUCUGCCUAUUCAUACUUAGAACAUGCUCCAGAAGAGGUAUUUUAUGAUUUUUCAUGUCAGUUUGAGGAGUACUGUCUGAACAGGGAACCUGGUUUCUGGGAGAAUACCCGAUUUUGGCACGAUUUAUUUCAUGGCUACAGUCACAAAUGUCCUUUCUGCUACAAAUCCCAAAGAAUUUGUCCAUUGCAGGGCUUGAACACGGAAAUAUGCGAGCAGUUCAACUCAUUCAUUCAGAAAAUCAAAUAUUCUGCCAGAUCUAUGUCAUUGGGAAAAUUUUGCUUUUACCUUCAAUACAUGAUUCAUCAGUGGUGUGAAAUGAAACGCUCGUCAUUUGAACAGAGAUGUGAUAUAGCAGCUGCAUAUUUAGCCUGAAUUGACAACAACAAAACAAUAUUAGAUACACCUAAUCUGGUCAUUUAUACAAGUUAGUUUUUUCUUUGAAUUCCGACAAUAUAAAAAUAAUGAGAAUUGGUAUGAUUGCCAAUGAAAAAGCUAUCAACCAAAGUCCAAGAGCUGUGCAUGUUAGCAAUUAUAUUCCACCAUAUGGCCUUCAACAAUAAAGAAGAAAAAAAAAUAAAGUACAUUCUAUGGUGUGAACAAAAAAUAUAUGGUACAGUAUGUGCAUUUUCAUUCAUGGCAUAUUGGUUUGUAAGCAGUGAGGAUAAACAAAAGGUUAAGUAGAAAAGUAUAUUGUCAUAACAAAGAAUUAUUUUCAAAUAAAUAUGAGAGAAAAAAAAAAAUGGGGAUGAUUCUUCAAAUAUAAUGUGACAAAGAUCUGUAUUGAUUUUGAGAACAGUUUGUUAAAUAAAUGUCAUUUUUUUUUUCAAUAUGAUGCUUCCAAAUAAAUUCUGAAUUUCAAUUUUUUUCUGACAGAAAUUUGAAUACAGAGCAGUAUGUGGUAACAGUCAAUAAGGGACACCUAACAAUCCCCCAAAAACUGAGAGAAAAAAUAAAGUAUGCUUAAUCUCUUCAUGAUUGCAUCAUGGUUAACGAAGAAAAUUGUUCUUGGUUUGAUCUAAACCUGUGUUUUGAUGUGAAUUAAAUAAUUUCCAUUUUAAAUGUAUACUGGCUCUGUUGUUUGUUUGUUCUUUUUCAGGUCAGAAGAACCAGAGAACUAUCAAUGAAUUCUUAAAGGAUGUGGUCAAGAAGAUGAAAGAAGCUGUUGUCUGUCAAGGAGAUAUUAUGUUUUUAAAUUAACUGACAAUUUCAUUGUUGUUAUUGUCAUUAAUUGGCACAAAUGACUUGCAGUUCUAUUUAUUAUUACUUGUUCAUAUACUAUGUUGUAAAUAAGAACAAUUUUAAUUAUCAUUUUUGAGUCUGCAAAUUUAAUGUAUCAGACUCAUGACUGUAAUCGUACAUUUCUAUGAUCUGAAAUGAAUUAUUUUUUUGA
Messenger RNA from Mytilus trossulus (common blue mussel), 5076 nucleotides. RefSeq lists its product as uncharacterized. The transcript is spliced from 10 exons. Lineage: Eukaryota; Metazoa; Mollusca; Bivalvia; Mytilida; Mytilidae. Bases 150 to 4058 code for a protein of 1302 amino acids. The record is from RefSeq and is a predicted model, not a curated record.